Monoraphidium neglectum is the source of this 969-nucleotide messenger RNA. RefSeq lists its product as hypothetical. Lineage: Eukaryota; Viridiplantae; Chlorophyta; Chlorophyceae; Sphaeropleales; Selenastraceae. Gene Ontology annotation, biological process: proteasome-mediated ubiquitin-dependent protein catabolic process. Gene Ontology annotation, cellular component: proteasome storage granule; nucleus; proteasome regulatory particle, base subcomplex. The transcript is spliced from 8 exons. The record is from RefSeq and is a predicted model, not a curated record. Bases 1 to 969 code for a protein of 322 amino acids.
AUGGGGGAGCCGCUUGGCGCCAAGAUGGCGACGCGGGCGCUGGAGCACCUGCUGCAGUAUGGGGAGCCCAUCGUCAGGCGUGCUGUGCCGCUGGCCAUCUCCCUGCUGUCGCCCUCGGAUCCGGAUGCGUCGCUCAUCGACACCCUCAGCCGCCUGAGCCACGACGCCGACACAGAGGUGGCUCAGAACGCGGUGGUGGCGCUGGGCAUCGUGGGCGCGGGCACCAACAACGCGCGGCUGGCGGGCAUCCUGCGCAACCUGAGCUCCUACUACUACAAGGAGCCCACGCUGCUGUACCUGGUGGGGCGGGCUCGGCUGGGCCUGGGUGGACGACGACCCCAGGGGGCUAGAGGCGGGGGGAAAUCGGCGAGGGAGCGCGCGGCGGCACCUAGUGGGCGAGCCGGCUGGGCUUGGGCCAAUGGCAGCCCUGGGGGCGGGCCGGGCCGGGCCCGGGCGUCCGGCAAGCCACCAGGGGACCGGGGGACGGCAGAGGGAGUGGGCGCAUUCCUGUACCUGGUCCGCACGGCCCAGGGGCUGGUGCACAUGGGCAAGGGGCUGCUGGGGCUGAGCCCCUACCACACUGAGAGGCAGCUGCUGUCAGGCGUGGCACUGGCGGGCCUGCUGGCCGUGGUGUUCAGCUGCGAGGACGCCAAGCAGACGCUGGCUGGCAAGUACCCCCACCUGUUCUACUGCCUGGCGGCCGCCAUGAAGCCGCGCAUGCUGCUCUCAUUGGAUGAGGAGGGGGCCCUGCUGCCGGCGCAGGUUCGCGUGGGCCAGGCUGUGGACGUCGUGGCGCAGGCGGGGCGGCCCAAGACAAUCACAGGCUUCCAGACGCACACCACUCCUGUGCUGAUGAACGCCGGGGAGCGCGCUGAGCUGGCCACGGAGCAGUACGUCCCGCUGUCGCCGCUGCUGGAGGGCGUGGUCAUCCUUAGAAAGAACCCCGAUUACAUGGACGUCGCCGAGUGA